AUGGCCAUCUCCCUUGCCAACAGCUCCUGUAGUCCGACGCGGCUGGGCUUGCUCCCAGACGACACGGACGAAAAGGGGCCUCCGCCGAAGCAGAGCAUGUGGCAUCGAUUGGGCCUGCGACGAUGGCUGGGCCGCGACGAUCGAGACUCAGAUCGAGACCGGCUCGAGACCUCCUCGUCUCCCCACAACAUCAACAGCCUCAACAACCUCCACAACCGCAAUUCAGUACCUCCCAACCCCCAUCUCCGUUCCUCCUCCGCCAAUAGCAACAAUCGGCACACCAAACACGACAACCUGACCCGUCGACUCUCCCGCAAAGUGGGCGUCGGCCUGCCCCGUUCGACCACCUUCAAACGCCAGAAUUCCGAACGGCGAGAUCGAUUGACACCCUUCGAGGCGGACCACCGCCGUACAGUCUCUGCCGACCGCCGUCCGUCGAGUGCCCAAAGUACCAGAACCCGGUCUCCACUGCCAGCCGUGGACCCGCGACUAUCCGCACCAGAGGUUCAGUGGCUCGGCCCGACGCCCGCAACCACGGUCGACGAGUUCCCUGACACGGCUUCAAACGAUGAGCCCAGUGUUCAUGCCCAUUGGGAGGACUCUUACCCCGAUCUGACGAUCACGUCGGCCCCAGAAGUGGAGGCUGAAUCAGAACGGGGUGAAAGGGGGCAACAGGAGCCAGGGUCAGAACCGGUGCCGGUGCAGCAACAAGAACAGCAACAGCAACAGGUCGAGGAGGAAUCGAUAGACCCGCCCGCACCAGAGCCGGUGCAGGACAUCCUCGAUAUGGAGCUAGACCAACGAUGGAUCCUCAAUCUAAGCAUGCACUUUCGAGACCGCUCUGAGCGUGAAAAAUUCUUCAUUACCUAUGCUGAAACCCCGACCCGAUGGCGCCGGGUUACAAUCUCGUGUGAUUAUCGUGAUGCACCGCCCGACUCGCUCGAGCAGGACCUGAAGGAACUCCGCUACCAACGCGAUAAAUCCGCCCGUAUAUACGAGUCAAUUAGGGAAUCUCUCCCCGAAAUUCAAUUCUACGACACCGUCACCAAUCUUAAAGUUGAGACACGCGAUGGUCGCCUACAUGUCCAUGUCACCGAAGACGUUAAUGAGACAAUCCCCUACCCGCCCAUUUCGAGUAUCGGGCACCUGCGAGGCGCCCGGUGCGUCCCUGAGCAUUUUUUACACUUCGAUGCCCAUCUCUCGGGAUUUGUCUACAAGGUCCAACUAGGAGGACGGGCUUAUAUCAAGAAGGAAAUCCCCGGCCCAGACACGGUCGAUGAAUUUCUAUACGAGAUCAAUGCUCUUCAUGCACUCAACGGCGCUCCCAAUGUUAUCCGCGUGGAAGCAAUUGUAGUGGACGAGCGACAGCAGGUAGUGAAGGGCUUACUGAUCAGCUAUGCCGAGCAAGGAGCGCUGGUCGACAUUUUAUACGAGCGACGGGGGCAAAUCUCCUUUGCGAGACGAGAGCGCUGGGCCAAACAGAUCGUGCAAGGUCUCUGCGAGAUCCACGAAUCAGGCUACGUCCAGGGAGACUUCACACUAUCAAACAUUGUGGUAGAUGCAGAGGAUAACGCGCACAUUAUCGACAUUAAUCGAAGAGGCUGUCCCGUUGGGUGGGAGCCGCCUGAAAUUGCAGCAAAGAUCGAGAGUAACCAGCGCAUUUCGAUGUAUAUUGGUGUCAAGACAGAUCUGUAUCAACUCGGCAUGACUCUUUGGGCCUUGGCGAUGGGGGAAGACGAGCCCGAGCGACAACCUCGCCCCUUGUUUCUCGGUCACGACGCAAAUGUACCAGACUAUUAUCGGCGUCUGGUUGAUAUCUGUCUCAGCCCGAGUCCUCGUCACAGACUGGCCGCAAAAGAACUACUUCAUUUCUUCCCCGCAGGUCUCUUGUCAAGACAAUCCUUACCCGUUCGUCAAGCCCCAGCGACAUACGGCAGCUACGAACGAACACUGGCACCCCUCGUCACAAAAACGAAUUACGCCGAUCCUUUACCCAUGGUAGUCUCGCCCGAUCAACUCACUUCGAGGGACUUGUCCGAGCAGAAGUACUCAGAUACAAACCGAGGCGAAGCGCCACAUUCUACUUUCUCUGGCAUUCAUGAUCAAGAGAAACGAUCGACCCUCACACUUGCCGAAUCAAAUGGAGAUGCCUUUCCGUCGCGACAUUCAUCUGCAUCAACCUUGAACCACCCAGAACCCCCGAGGGGUGACAAAUCCUGGGAUCAAGAUGAUUUAUCUCGCGGCCAUAUUGCAUCCGAUAUGCCUGCAGACCACCAAAAAAUACAAAAUGCCGUUCCAAGCUUCUGGGCGCACGCUAUGAGCAACAGCCCUGAGAACAGUGUAUCGGAGCAGCAGCCCCAUUUUAUCGAAUCACCAACUGCCUGCGAAGACUAUCCGGAAAGAGGUUCGCCAAAUUCUGAAGAUUCGAUGACUUCAAUGCCAGCCGCUCCCGUUCAGGUGCCUGUCAGUUCUCAGAACAAGAAGCCUCGAGAUUCAGUGUCAGAAAUUUUGAACAAAGAGGACCAAAAAUAUGACAUCAAGACCAAAAGCGUCAGCUUUGACUCUCCGGAUAGGGGCCUUUCGCAUUCGACCCCAUCUCUGCUGCUCUCGGCCCUGCCCAUCAACCCCGCCCUGCGCAGCUCUUCUCGCAGAUCACUCCCUGCAGAUACGACAAAAACAAAAUUGCGGAACGAAGAUGGUGGCAGAUAUAUCACAUCUCUUACCGAAUCACAACUACCCAUCAAUCCUGCACUAGGCAUCUUCCAACGACGACAAUUCCCUCUUUCCACCAAACCCCUUCAACCGCCCUUUCCGUCUGCCACCCAACCAGAGUCUUUCCGACAAAAGCUCAUUUCCUUCCUCUCCGACUCCCGACUCCCCAUCAAUCCGGGCUUUAAAGACAAAUUUACGAACAUGGCCUGA
Penicillium macrosclerotiorum is the source of this 2922-nucleotide messenger RNA. RefSeq names its product protein kinase family protein. The record is from RefSeq and is a predicted model, not a curated record. The transcript has a single exon. The coding region runs from base 1 to 2922 and encodes 973 amino acids. Gene Ontology annotation, cellular component: cytoplasm. Lineage: Eukaryota; Fungi; Ascomycota; Eurotiomycetes; Eurotiales; Aspergillaceae. Gene Ontology annotation, molecular function: protein kinase activity; ATP binding. Gene Ontology annotation, biological process: signal transduction; protein phosphorylation.